Stomoxys calcitrans (stable fly) is the source of this 1343-nucleotide messenger RNA. RefSeq lists its product as uncharacterized. Lineage: Eukaryota; Metazoa; Arthropoda; Insecta; Diptera; Muscidae. The transcript has 3 exons. Gene Ontology annotation, cellular component: membrane. The coding region runs from base 283 to 1251 and encodes 322 amino acids. The record is from RefSeq and is a predicted model, not a curated record. Gene Ontology annotation, molecular function: phosphatidylinositol bisphosphate binding.
GCCAAAGGCACUACUUUUAAACCAAACGAGAUUGACGUCAUACCAACUCUGGAUGGUACUGUUAAGUUUGAUAUACAUUGAAUAUAUUAAAACAACACGGAACAGACGAAAAAAAUUUCUUCUUUCAAAAGCGCAUACGUUAUUCCCACAUAAUGUAUAUUGAAUAAUAGAGAGAAGUUUAGAAGACCGCAAAAAUUAUCAUUUCUUAAAAUAAUAAUUGACAAUGGAAAGAAACAACAAAGAGUGCAGAUAAGCGAUAGUACACAUGCUCCAGACUGCUAUAUGUUAUUUGAUAGCUUCAGUCUAAUUUUGUAUGCAUCAAAUUCAACUAUGGCAGAUAUUGAAGCUCUCAGUGAUGAUUUGCAAAAAAUUGCCAUAGAACAGUUAAAUGAAGUUCCGGCAAAAAUACCAGAAUAUUUGAACAAACUAAAAGCGUGGAUACUUAAGCAGCCACAUCUCAAAUCCCGCACCGAUGAUCAGUUCCUUAUACAAUUUCUCAGAUUGAGCAAGUACAAUUUGGAGGAGGCAAAACAAAAAGUGGACUCAUUCUAUACACAAAAAACUAAAUAUCCAGAUUGGUUUGGAACCACCGAUGUAGAUAGUCCCAGAUUUCGAGAAAUGCACAACUUGGGUUGUACCUUUGUGUUGCCCAUGCCUUUGCAUGGUUGUGGUCCUCGUAUAGUGAUUUAUCGUUAUUGGUAUCCUAUUGAAAAGUAUACCAUGGAGGAAAUCAUUGAGACUAGUGUGGCCACAGUUGAGACUUUCAUAAUGAAUGAUCCCUAUGCUUGUAUACGCGGUGUUCUCUAUUUACUGGACAUGGCCGAAAUAACACCAGCUAAAAUUGAACAAUAUACACCUAGAGUCUUAAAAAUGCUUGAUGUAUUUUAUGACAAAUAUAUACCCUUGCAUUCAGUAGGCUUCUACUACUUCAAUAUACCACCGUUUGCCGACAAUUUCUUCCAACAGUAUUUGGACAGCCUUCCGAAAGAUUUCCGCAAGAAUAUUCUUAUUACUGGGAAAAAUGUAAAACACAUAACGGAUAAGGUGCCACUGAAAUAUUUGCCCAAAGACUAUGGCGGUGAAAAUGGUUGCCUCACAGAUCUGGCGAAGGAGUUCAAUAAAGUUUGGGACAAUCAAAGAACUUAUUUUCAAGAGAAUGCUCAGUAUGGUGUAGAUGAAAAGUUACGAGAAAUUCCUGCUACAAAUUCUGAUAUCACUUCGGAUGAUAGCGAUUGGAUCAUUGUAGAUUAAAGACAGAUGGUUUCAAGUAAAUUUAGUUAGGUCAACUUUAUGGUUAACCAUUAAUAAGAGCACAUUUCUUGUUUGAUAAUUCAUUUGAACUA